This is a messenger RNA of Aegilops tauschii subsp. strangulata, 1242 nucleotides long. RefSeq lists its product as uncharacterized. The record is from RefSeq and is a predicted model, not a curated record. Lineage: Eukaryota; Viridiplantae; Streptophyta; Magnoliopsida; Poales; Poaceae.
GAAUCGGCGACAGAGGGGAGUUACUGCCCUCGAACGCAUCAACGGCACCCAAUCCAUCCUCUCCUCAAGGAAAAAGAUAGGAGAAUAAAGUUCAAGAAAGCGAAACAGUAGACCACACCGCACACAAACACCCCCUCCCCCCUCCAGAAGCCCGUAGAGCGGCGCGCAUAGGAAGAAGCGGAGGAGCAAUGGACCAGCACAAGGAGCUGGAGGUAGAUGUGGAGGGAGAACCGACGGAUCAGCGCAAGGAGGCGGAGGCGGGGGCGGGCAAGCCUGAAGAACCCGCGGAUCAGCGCAAGGAGGAGGAAGGAGACAACCUCAAAGAGCCAACGGAUCAGAGUAAGGAGGAGGAGCGGCGGGAGGAGGGAGACAACCUCAAAGAGCCAACGGACCAGCGCAAGGAGGACGAGAAGGAGGACAAGUCUGAAGAGCUGACCGACCAGCGCAAGGCGGAGGCGGUGGCGGUGGCGGUGGCGGUGGCGGAGGUGGAGGUGGACAAGUCUGAAGAGCUCACCGACCAGCGCAAGGAGGAGGCGGGGGAGGAGAAGGACAAGGAGACGGAGAGGAGCUCCGGCGAGGAGUCGCCGUCGCUCUUCGUGCACCCGUGCUCGGUGCUGCUGCGGUACCUCGUCCGUGCCUACGCGUGGUGCAUGGGUAUGGCCGACUGGUUCGGCGGCGGCGGCACAAGGCCGAGCGCCGCUCCUGCCGCGUCUCUUAACUCGUCACGGGAAGAAGCAGGCGAGGCGGCGGACAUCGGGACCAGGGAGAUCUCCAAGACCACCACUGGCAGAGGGUUCUACAUGCGGGAGGUGAUCAUGCGCGUGAGGGCGGUGAGGAGGCCGCGGCCGCCGACCACUCCGAGGGAAGGGCGCGGCGGUGGUGGAGGAAGCCACAACUAGCUAGCGUUCAGGCUUGCUAGCCCUACGUACGCCUACGCGGUGGCAACGGAGUACGUACGUACGUCGUCUCAAUCUUGGCGCGGUACAGUUAGCGGGCUGUCAACUUCUGAAAGCAGGUGACCUUUGGUUGUUUGUUUGUGUGUAUAGCAAAGUGUCUGGAUAAUUAAGAAAUUAAGUGUUGACGUUCUUCGCGGAGGCUUGACUGAUCACAUCUUGCAAUAAGAUUAAGAUUAAGAACUACUGUGUGUGUUACAGUGUUAGUACAGCUCUUGCUGCAGUCUGUGUUCUGUAAGCUGAUUGAUACCCGUUCAACUUAUCUGCUAACUUUGGUAGUUAACUGCUA